Molecule: messenger RNA, 675 nt
Organism: Theobroma cacao (cacao)
Lineage: Eukaryota; Viridiplantae; Streptophyta; Magnoliopsida; Malvales; Malvaceae
Product: gibberellin-regulated protein 11-like
Source: RefSeq, a predicted model, not a curated record
UUCUCGCUAUAAAUACCAGGCCAGGCCGUGUCUCUCCUCAUCGUACUCAACAAACUUCUCUCCUAGAGUUUGUUUUACAAGUUACAGAAAUCCAAAAGCAAUGGCCAUCUCCAAGACUCUUCUGGCUUCCCUUCUCAUAGUUUCUCUUUUUGUACUUGGCUUUGCUGAGUCUGAUCCAACGGUGAUCACGAACAUGGUAGAGAAUGCUCUGACUGAUGACAAAAUAGAUUGUGAUGGAGCUUGUGACGUGAGAUGCAAACUAUCGUCGAGGCCGAACCUUUGCAAGAGGGCGUGUGGGACAUGCUGUGACCGAUGCAACUGCGUUCCUCCUGGCACCUCCGGUAACUAUGAUGCGUGUCCAUGCUACCGAGACAUGACCACCCACGGCGGCAAACACAAGUGCCCUUAGAUAGCUUCAUACCACCUCUUGAUCUGCAUGGGUUUUGAACUCUAAGUAAACUAUAGAAUAAGAUUUUGAUAAUAAUCGCAAUGUAAAAAAGCGUGGUUAUAGUUACUUGCUUUGGCCUUAUUUAAUUAUAUCAAAGUAAAAAAGCAUGGUUAUAGUUACUUGCUUUGGGCUUAAUUAAUUAUAUCAAAGUUUCUUAAGUUUUGGGAGUUCUUCUACUUACACGUGCGUGCGUGUAUGAAUAUAUAUCUCAAAUUAUUAUCGAUUUA